GGUCGGGUGUCGGCGAGCACGGCGAGCGGGUUCCCAGUGGCUGCAGGCGGCCUGGGCUGCCGGGGCCGACGCCUGGGUGGCUGCUGCCGCCGCCGCCGCCGCGCCUGCUGCGAGAUGGCGAUCUUGGGUGCGGAAGGGUGAGGGCGCCCGCCGCUGGAGGAGGCGCCGCUGCUUUGGCCGCCCGACCGCCGGGAGCCGACAGCUUCGCGCCGGGUUUGUCUCCUCACUAGACUAUGAGCUCCUUGAAAGAAGGAAUCCUGUCUUACUCAUCUUUAUAUCCCCAGUGUCUAGCACAGCUCCUGGUACAUAUUUCUAGUGCCAAACUAAAAAGAAAAAAGAACUGGUUUGGAACAGCAAUAUAUACAGAAGUAGUUGUAGAUGGAGAAAUUAAGAAAACAGCAAAAUCCAGUAGUUCUUCUAAUCCAAAAUGGGAUGAACAACUAACCGUAAAUGUGACCCCACAGACUACAUUGGAAUUUCGAGUUUGGAGUCAUUAUACUUUAAAGGCAGAUGCUUUAUUAGGAAGAGCAACCAUAGAUCUGAAACAAGCUCUGUUAAUACACAAUAGAAAAUUGGAAAGAGUGAAAGAACAAUUAAAACUUUCUUUGGAAAAUAAGAACGGCAUAGUGCAAACUGGUGAAUUAACAGUUGUGCUGGAUGGAUUGGCGAUUGAGCAAGAAAAUCUAACAAACUGCAACUCAUCUCCAACCAUAGAAAUACAGCAAAAUGGUGAUGCCUUACAUGAAAAUGGAGACCCUUCAACAAGACCAACCUCCAGGUUGGUUGUUGAAGGUACCAGUGGAAUAGAUAAUCAUACACCUACAAGCACUCUAGUUCAAAACUCAUGCUGUUCAUAUGUAGUUAAUGGAGACAACACACCUUCAUCUCCGUCUCAGGUUGCUGCCAGACCCAAAAAUACACCAGCUCCAAAACCACUCACAUCUGAGCCUGCCAAUGACACUGUUAAUGGAGAAUCAUCCUCAUCUGCACCAACUGAUAACGCUUCCACUAUGGAUACUGUAAUAGUAUCUGAAGAAACCGCCUUGUCUUCAAAUUGCACUAAUACUACUGUUGAAGAUCCUCCAGUUCAAGAAAUAAUGACUUCCUCAGAAAACAAUGAAUGUAUUCUCUCUACUAGUGCAGCAUUUGGAGCUGAAGCUAGAAGUACUUUAGACCCUGCCACCUCUAAUUCUGGAAGUAGUUCUGCUUUUGAGGCAGCCAAAUUAAGACAGCCAGAUGGCUGUGUGGAACCUGUACGGCAACAGUCUGGAAAUGCCAACACAGAAACCUUGCCAUCAGGGUGGGAACAGAGAAAAGAUCCUCAUGGUAGAACCUAUUACGUGGAUCAUAACACUCGAACAACCACAUGGGAGAGGCCGCAACCUUUACCUCCAGGUUGGGAAAGAAGAGUUGAUGAUCGUGGAAGAGUUUAUUAUGUGGAUCACAACACCAGAACAACAACCUGGCAGCGGCCUACCAUGGAGUCUGUUCGAAAUUUUGAACAGUGGCAGUCUCAGCGGAACCAAUUGCAGGGAGCUAUGCAACAGUUCAACCAACGAUACCUCUAUUCGGCUUCAAUGUUAGCUGCAGAAAAUGACCCAUAUGGGCCUUUGCCACCAGGCUGGGAAAAAAGAGUGGAUUCAACUGACAGGGUUUACUUUGUGAAUCAUAAUACAAAAACAACCCAGUGGGAAGAUCCAAGAACUCAAGGCUUACAGAAUGAAGAACCCCUGCCAGAAGGGUGGGAAAUCAGGUAUACUCGGGAAGGCGUUAGGUACUUUGUUGAUCAUAAUACAAGAACAACAACAUUCAAAGAUCCUCGCAAUGGGAAGUCAUCUGUAACUAAAGGUGGUCCACAGAUUGCUUAUGAACGCAGCUUUAGGUGGAAACUUGCUCACUUCCGUUAUUUGUGCCAGUCUAACGCACUACCCAGUCACGUAAAGAUCAAUGUAUCCCGGCAGACAUUGUUCGAAGAUUCCUUCCAACAGAUUAUGGCAUUAAAACCCUAUGACUUGAGGAGACGAUUAUAUGUAAUAUUUAGAGGAGAAGAAGGACUUGAUUAUGGUGGUCUAGCAAGAGAAUGGUUUUUCUUGCUUUCACAUGAAGUUUUGAACCCCAUGUAUUGCUUAUUUGAGUAUGCUGGCAAGAACAACUAUUGUCUACAAAUAAAUCCAGCCUCAACCAUUAAUCCAGACCAUCUUUCGUACUUCUGUUUUAUUGGCCGCUUUAUUGCUAUGGCACUUUUUCAUGGGAAGUUUAUUGAUACUGGUUUCUCUUUACCAUUCUACAAGCGUAUGCUAAGCAAAAAACUGACUAUUAAGGAUUUGGAGUCUAUUGAUACUGAAUUUUAUAACUCCCUUAUCUGGAUAAGAGACAACAACAUUGAAGAAUGUGGCUUAGAAAUGUACUUUUCUGUUGACAUGGAAAUUUUGGGAAAGGUUACUUCACAUGACCUGAAGUUGGGAGGUUCCAAUAUCCUCGUGACUGAAGAGAACAAAGAUGAAUAUAUUGGUUUAAUGACAGAGUGGCGUUUUUCUCGAGGAGUGCAAGAACAGACCAAAGCUUUCCUUGAUGGUUUUAAUGAAGUUGUUCCUCUUCAGUGGCUCCAGUACUUUGAUGAAAAAGAAUUGGAGGUUAUGUUGUGUGGCAUGCAGGAGGUUGACUUGGCAGAUUGGCAGAGAAAUACUGUGUAUCGUCAUUAUACAAGAAACAGCAAGCAGAUCAUUUGGUUUUGGCAGUUUGUGAAAGAGACAGACAAUGAAGUAAGGAUGCGACUAUUACAGUUUGUCACUGGAACCUGCCGUUUGCCUCUAGGAGGAUUUGCCGAGCUUAUGGGAAGUAAUGGGCCUCAAAAAUUUUGUAUUGAAAAAGUUGGCAAAGACACCUGGCUACCAAGAAGCCACACGUGGUUGGUUCCAAGAUCCAUCACUUAACUACUUUAUACCAAGAACCCUCAACAUCCUAACCUCCUAAUUUUCACUGCACCUUCUCUGCAAGAUCUCAACUUUGCAUCAGUCCAACUUGACAAUGCAUUCCCCCAAUGCCACCUCUUAAACAAAACUUUCUUUUAUUGAUGUCCCAUUCUGAUGUGAUCCAUCCUCCCUUAGAAGUCUUAUACCACUUUGUAUUAUUGGUGUCCUAAGUGCACAAUAUCUCUGCCUCUGAGCCAGGGAGAUGUCCUUACCACUCUUAUGGCAAUUGUUUCUUUUGCCUUGUUACCUGUGAAGAAACUUAAGAUUUUGUAUAUUUAAAUUUGUUAAAUGGUUACAUUAAAGAAACUGAGAAAACAGCCAUAGAACACAUUGAUGGUUUAUAUAUUAUUUAUGUAUUAUCUUUGUAAUGUGAUGAAAAGGCAGUGUUUCUUAGAUACUUCAUGUACUUUCUUCUCUGACAAAUUCUCAUUUCUGGUCACUGAAACCUGUAAGCAACUGAGCAGCUUCUGUCUGUAUCUAAAAUGGAAAAAUACACGUUAUAAAUAAACAGCACAGCAUAGGUAUCAACUUGUGAAAUCUAAGUUCAUAAAGUGGGCUCUGGUUUGUUUCUAAGAGUUCACAAAAACCAGGAUAGCACAUUGUAAAAAUAAAAUUUAACAGUGACUGGGUAAGACUCUUCCAUGUUAAUACACAUCCGUUGCCUUUUGUUUUAGAAAUCUUAUUUGAUCUGUCAUGUAUGUCAAACAGGAAUAAGGCAGCAAGUAACUCAUAACAUCUGUUAAUAGUAACUAAACAUUUGCAUACAGAAAUUAAUGGAAAUGUUAAUGAACUCACAUUUGAAAUGAAUACUCUUGUUUUCAACAAUGUGCAUUUAGAUAGUUUUUAAAGAAGUUCUUACUUCACGUUUAAUAGUGCCUCAAGAAACCUAUCUGCCUUAAUUUAUUGGAGAUGUGUUACCUGUUUAUCCUCCUCUGUGUGUGCUGGAUAGUCCUUGGCUUUCAUUAGCCAGAAGGCAGCAAGCUUUUUGUUGUGUAACUUCAAAUAGGUCUUUCCUAAAAGAAGCAAGUUUUUGCUGUAGAAGUUUGGAUCCACUGUACAGAAGAAAGAAAAAUUUAUUUCAGAUGACAUACUUGUAGAGGCUUAAUUUUUUCAGUCUAAAUUCCAAUAAUAAAUUUAUGUGGUCAAUAAAAGAUUAGGCUAACUCGAAUUCUCUUUUGUUCAACUAUUCCUAUCUCAGAAAAAUGCUGGUUAAGUAUCAUUCAUUCAGUGUCUACUAUAUGAUGGGAGAAGUAACAGGUAAUGGGAGCCUAGGAGGAGCUUCUAAACCAGAUAUGGUCCUUAAAGAAAGGUUGCUCAGGAGAACUGACCUGGAGUAAACUGACCUAGAGUAAAACCUGGAGAUGACUAUAAUUAUUGAGGAUUUUUUUUAGCUCUGUAAGACAUGACCAUGCUUUUUUCUCAACACCCCAAACCCUUAUUCCUUUAAGGCUCUAGGUUUUAUUUGGCAAUUAUGCUUCUAAAUCCCUCUGAGGAAAUUUUAUUCCCAAAUUCAUAUUCAUGAUCUAUAGAACUACCACCAUAACAGGUUAUCAGUGAAAGAUAGUAAUAGAGCAUAUCAGAAUAUAUUACUGACAGUUUAACAUGCAGACUCAAUUCUUUAU
This is a messenger RNA of Herpailurus yagouaroundi (jaguarundi), 4594 nucleotides long. RefSeq names its product WW domain containing E3 ubiquitin protein ligase 1 (gene WWP1). The transcript has 24 exons. Gene Ontology annotation, biological process: protein ubiquitination; proteasome-mediated ubiquitin-dependent protein catabolic process. The record is from RefSeq and is a predicted model, not a curated record. Lineage: Eukaryota; Metazoa; Chordata; Mammalia; Carnivora; Felidae. Gene Ontology annotation, cellular component: cytoplasm. Bases 234 to 2933 code for a protein of 899 amino acids. Gene Ontology annotation, molecular function: protein binding; ubiquitin protein ligase activity.